This is a messenger RNA of Phacochoerus africanus (Common warthog), 3398 nucleotides long. It is a transcript of the gene GRK2, whose product is annotated as G protein-coupled receptor kinase 2. Lineage: Eukaryota; Metazoa; Chordata; Mammalia; Artiodactyla; Suidae. The record is from RefSeq and is a predicted model, not a curated record. The transcript is spliced from 21 exons. Gene Ontology annotation, biological process: regulation of signal transduction; protein phosphorylation; G protein-coupled receptor signaling pathway. Gene Ontology annotation, molecular function: G protein-coupled receptor binding; ATP binding; G protein-coupled receptor kinase activity. The coding region runs from base 198 to 2267 and encodes 689 amino acids.
GAGCGAGCCGGGGCCGGGCCCGAGCCGGCGCCAUGGGGCGGCGCCGCCUGUGAGCCGCGGCGAGCGGAGCCGCGGGCGCCCAGCGGGGCCAGGCGGGCGGCGGCGCCCGAGGCCGACGGAGCGGCCGGGCCGGGCCGAGCGCGCCGAGCGGAGCGGAGCGGAGCCGAGCGGCGGGAGAGGCCGCCGCCGCCGCCAAGAUGGCGGACCUGGAGGCGGUGCUGGCCGACGUGAGCUACCUGAUGGCCAUGGAGAAGAGCAAGGCCACGCCGGCCGCGCGCGCCAGCAAGAAGAUCCUGCUGCCCGAGCCCAGCAUCCGCAGCGUCAUGCAGAAGUACCUGGAGGACCGGGGCGAGGUGACCUUCGAGAAGAUCUUCUCCCAGAAGCUGGGGUACCUGCUUUUCCGAGACUUCUGCCUGAAGCACCUGGAGGAGGCCAAGCCCUUGGUGGAAUUCUACGAGGAGAUCAAGAGGUAUGAGAAGCUGGAGACGGAGGAGGAGCGCCUGGCCUGCAGCCGGGGGAUCUUCGACACCUACAUCAUGAAGGAGCUGCUGGCCUGCUCGCACCCCUUCUCAACAAGUGCCAUCGAGCACGUGCAGGGCCACCUGGUGAAGAAGCAGGUGCCUCCGGAUCUCUUCCAGCCGUACAUUGAAGAGAUUUGCCAGAACCUUCAAGGAGACGUGUUCCAGAAAUUCAUCGAGAGCGAUAAGUUCACCCGGUUUUGCCAGUGGAAGAAUGUGGAGCUCAACAUCCACCUGACCAUGAACGACUUCAGCGUCCACCGCAUCAUCGGGCGAGGGGGCUUCGGUGAGGUCUACGGGUGCCGCAAGGCCGACACGGGCAAGAUGUACGCCAUGAAGUGUCUGGACAAGAAGCGCAUCAAGAUGAAGCAGGGGGAGACGCUGGCCCUGAACGAGCGCAUCAUGCUGUCCCUCGUCAGCACCGGGGACUGUCCGUUCAUCGUCUGCAUGUCCUACGCGUUCCACACGCCGGACAAGCUCAGCUUCAUCCUCGAUCUCAUGAACGGCGGGGACCUGCACUACCACCUGUCCCAGCACGGGGUCUUCUCCGAGGCCGACAUGCGCUUCUACGCGGCCGAGAUCAUCCUGGGCCUGGAGCACAUGCACAACCGCUUCGUCGUCUACCGGGACCUGAAGCCGGCCAACAUUCUCCUGGACGAGCACGGCCACGUGCGCAUCUCAGACCUAGGCUUGGCCUGCGACUUCUCCAAGAAGAAGCCCCACGCCAGCGUGGGCACCCAUGGGUACAUGGCCCCCGAGGUCCUGCAGAAGGGCGUGGCCUACGACAGCAGCGCCGACUGGUUCUCCCUGGGCUGCAUGCUCUUCAAGCUGCUGCGAGGGCACAGCCCUUUCCGGCAGCACAAGACCAAAGACAAGCAUGAGAUCGACAGAAUGACAUUGACUAUGGCUGUGGAGCUGCCUGACUCCUUCUCCCCCGAGCUCCGCUCCUUGCUGGAGGGGCUGCUGCAGAGGGACGUCAACCGGAGACUCGGCUGCCUGGGCCGAGGGGCCCAGGAGGUGAAGGAGAGCCCCUUCUUCCGUUCCCUGGACUGGCAGAUGGUCUUCCUGCAGAAGUACCCUCCCCCGCUGAUCCCCCCUCGGGGGGAGGUGAACGCGGCCGACGCCUUCGACAUUGGCUCCUUCGAUGAGGAGGACACCAGAGGCAUCAAGUUACUGGACAGCGACCAGGAGCUCUACCGCAACUUCCCCCUGACCAUCUCGGAGCGGUGGCAGCAGGAGGUGGCAGAGACCGUCUUCGACACCAUCAACGCCGAGACGGACCGGCUGGAGGCCCGCAAGAAAACCAAAAACAAGCAGCUGGGCCACGAGGAAGACUACGCCCUGGGCAAGGACUGCAUCAUGCACGGCUAUAUGUCCAAGAUGGGCAACCCCUUCCUGACCCAGUGGCAGCGGCGGUACUUCUACCUGUUCCCCAACCGGCUCGAGUGGCGGGGCGAGGGCGAGGCCCCGCAGAGCCUGCUGACCAUGGAGGAGAUCCAGUCGGUGGAGGAGACGCAGAUCAAGGAGCGGAAGUGCCUCCUUCUCAAGAUCCGAGGCGGCAAGCAGUUCGUCCUGCAGUGCGACAGUGACCCCGAGCUGGUGCAGUGGAAGAAGGAGCUGCGCGACGCCUACCGCGAGGCCCAGCAGCUGGUGCAGCGGGUGCCCAAGAUGAAGAACAAGCCGCGCUCGCCCGUCGUGGAGCUGAGCAAGGUGCCGCUGGUGCAGCGUGGCAGCGCCAACGGCCUCUGACCUGCUGCCCGCCUGCCCGCCCGCCCGGCCGCCCUCCUGCCCGCCUUUUAUAAACCUCUAAUUUAUUUUGUUGAAUUUUUAUUAUUUGUUUUUCCCGCCAAGCGGAAAAGGUUUUAUUUUGUAAUUAUUGUGAUUUCCUGUGGCCCCAGCCUGGCCCAGCCCCCAGGGAGGGGCCCGCUUGCCUUGGCUCCCGCUGCCACCCGUCCAGCCACCCUCUGCCCUGUCCUCCGGGGCCACCCCCCUCCUGACGUCUUCCCGCGCAGGGAGAGCGGCAGCCCCAGUAGCCCUCCCGCCCCUUCCCCAGGGACGGUGCCAGGUGGAGCUGGGCCACCCCCAGCCCUGUGCCUACAGCACAGCUGGGCGGCCCCAGCGUCUCCCACCCCCGGGGAGGCCGCGGCGCAGGGUUACUACUUGAAUUUUCCCUCCGCGGCCCCUCAUGUGACAGGGACACAGCCCUGCACUGGCCUGCCCUCUGGUCAGUUGGCAGACGAGGGGGCCAUCGUCUCCCUGACCCCAGGGCCUCCCACGUGACUUGGGCUCCUGUACCCUCUUUGGGGAAGAGCCCCCGUGUCACCGGCCGCCUCCAUUCCUGCCUGCCCUGGACACUGGGGCUUGGCUGGGGGGGCACUGGUGGUGGCUGCUGCCGCCCUCACUGCAGCCCCCUCUCCUUCCGACCCCAAGCGCCCAGGCUCAGGGACCACAGAAAGGCACCUGCGGGUUGUGCUGCGCUGGCCUGGCCUGGCCCCGAGCCCCCUUUCCCCAGGCCGGGCAUGGCCUCUUCUGCCCAGGACCACAGGGGGCCAGCCUGGGCUGGCCGGGCAGCACAUGAGAGGGGGCCGGGGGGACAGCCUUCCCCACCCCAGGCCGCUCAGUGUGCCGCGCCAGCCGUCCAGCCCCACAGCCCCACGUCCCGUCAGUGCCACCGCCCCCCCAGGGCGCCACCCCGCCCACAGCAUGCCCCCUCGUGCCAGUCGCGCUGCCGUGUGGUGUCGCGCCCUCUCCCCCGGGGCUGGGUCAGCGCGCCCUCCCCUCCCGUCUACUCACUCCCGGGGCGUUUCUUUGCCGAUUUUUGAAUGUGAUUUUAAAGAGUGGAAGAGGAUACUAUGCGUUUUUAUAAAAAAUGGUGCCUGA